CAUGUUCUUUGUUCAAACACCCUCACAGCAUUUAACAAAAUAACUAUUCUAGAAAUCAAGUAAAUAUAUUAUCGUAUUAAUUAAAUGUAAUAAUAAUAUUAGGAUGCCGAGUAUUUUAAGAAAAAGGGUGAAUAUCGUUUGAGAUCUUUUAAAAAACUUAAAGAUGGAAUAGAAAAUAAAUGUAAUAUCAUAAAAGGAAGGAGUCGAGAGAUUACAGUCAAAAAAAAGCUCAGACCUUAUAAGUCAUUAGAAGCUAAAUUUUAAGAACACUCUGACACAUUUCGCACUCGCUUUGUGAACUCUCAAUUUUCCAACAUUAUCAAUGAGGUCAGUCACACUUGCGAGGACAUUGUAUCUAGUAUUUCGAGAAUCAAAAAUGAGGAUAAAUAACGUAAUCACGAAAUUUAAGCCUUACUCAAAAAAAUAGAUAACCCUUCAGAACUCAAUAUCACUCGAUGGCAAACAGACAAUAAAUACAUAGAAAUUAAAGAAGAACUCAUUAAAAUGCAAUAAGACUCAGAAUUACCUGAUUAUUGUAAAUUUUGUUUGAUCAACAGCAAAGAUUCAAUGAAGAGGAUGAAUAGAUCUAAUUAAGAGAUCAAGGAAACACGACUACUCUUUUAAAUGAAGGAUAAGUUGGCUCCUCAUCAACUAAAAUAAUACAUGGAAUAAUUGUUAAAGAAAUAUUAGAGAAUCCAAUCCAAUUAGGAAUUAGAACCUAAUGGAGUUGGAUGGAAACUCAAAACUAAAUUGCAACCAUAUCAAAGUAGUGACGAUUGGGUUGUUAUUCGAGAACAUAUGCUGGAGAAGAAGGAACCAUCUAUGCAGGAUAAAAUAAAGAAAGCUGAGACAUCAUUCAAAAGACAAUUACAUGAACAGAAAUACAGAGACGCAGCAUUUAAAUAAUUGAAAUCCUAAAAUGAAGCAAUUUUAUAAUUUGAGAAAAGAAUAUUCAAAACAGAGCCAGAAGAAGACCUCAAAGAACAAUUUCAAAUUAGACUUCAAGAUGCCAAAUGGUUUUGUGAAGAGAAUGCAAAAAAGAUUGACAAUUGUAAGACUGAUCUGAAGUAAAAAUUAUACUAAAUAAAACGAGAACAUGACAGAAUCUAUAAAAACGAAAACAACUAUCUAAAUAGACUACUAUCUUUUUGA
Paramecium octaurelia is the source of this 1152-nucleotide messenger RNA. Lineage: Eukaryota; Ciliophora; Oligohymenophorea; Peniculida; Parameciidae. The record is from the annotation of a GenBank genome assembly.